Molecule: messenger RNA, 291 nt
Organism: Cladophialophora carrionii CBS 160.54
Lineage: Eukaryota; Fungi; Ascomycota; Eurotiomycetes; Chaetothyriales; Herpotrichiellaceae
Exons: 1
Coding region: 1-291 (96 amino acids)
Source: RefSeq, a predicted model, not a curated record
AUGCCAGAAUGGUACCGACGUGAAUCGAACCAGUGGAUUCUCCAUGGCUAUCGGCCCAUCUCGGCUCGGCUCGCGCUUCGUUCUACAGUUGGUCUUAUAUCCACAACGAGUCGGUCAACAUCUAUUCCCACCUCAUCCCGGCCGUUUUCUUCCUACUCGGCGAGUGGUAUAUCCAGCGGUACCUUACCAGUAGAUACUCCGGGGUCACUGGCGCUGAUUUCGUUGCUUUCUCCAUCUUCAUGUUGGCGGCCGUUACGUGCCUGUCUUUGUCGGCGACGUACCACACCUUGA